Conger conger (European conger) is the source of this 3116-nucleotide messenger RNA. RefSeq names its product septin 3 (gene septin3). The record is from RefSeq and is a predicted model, not a curated record. The transcript has 10 exons. Bases 138 to 1220 code for a protein of 360 amino acids. Gene Ontology annotation, cellular component: microtubule cytoskeleton; neuron projection; septin ring. NCBI's taxonomy places the organism in Eukaryota, Metazoa, Chordata, Actinopteri, Anguilliformes, Congridae. Gene Ontology annotation, biological process: cytoskeleton-dependent cytokinesis. Gene Ontology annotation, molecular function: GTP binding; GTPase activity; molecular adaptor activity.
CUUGCAUUGCCCAGAAUCGUGUUGGACAUCCUUAUUUAUUUAUUUUUGGGCGGCAGGGACAGACAUCCCAAUUCCCAAUUCCAUACACAGUCAGAAAUAUAAUUACGCGGACACAUCGACUGAAAUAAAGAAUCGACAUGUCAGAAAUAGUACCCCCAGAAGUGAGACCCAAACCUGUUGUCCCAGCCAAACCUUCUCAUGUCAGCCAGCCGCCAACUUCAAUGCACAGCUCUCAGGGAUCGGGGGUGGGAGGUCAAGGGUCUGGUGGUGGAUCGGCCUUGCUGGGAUACAUUGGGAUUGACACCAUAAUUGAACAAAUGAGGAAGAAGACCAUGAAGACUGGGUUUGACUUUAACAUCAUGAUAGUAGGUCAAAGUGGUCUGGGGAAGUCCACCCUCGUGAACACACUUUUCAAGUCCCAGGUGAGCAGGAAGAGCUCUGGAUGGAGCCGUGAUGAGAAGAUCCCCAAGACUGUGGAGAUCAAGAGCGUGUCCCAUGUGAUCGAGGAAGGUGGAGUGAAGAUGAAGUUAACUGUAGUUGACACUCCUGGCUUUGGAGACCAGAUCAACAAUGAAAACUGUUGGGAACCAAUUUCAAAGUACAUCAACGAGCAAUACGAAAAGUUCCUAAAGGAGGAGGUGAACAUCGCUCGCAAGAAAAGGAUCCCUGACACCAGAGUACACUGCUGCCUGUACUUCAUCUCUCCUACGGGUCACUCGUUGCGGCAGCUGGAUAUCGAGUUUAUGAAGCACCUCAGCCGUGUGGUCAACAUCAUUCCUGUCAUCGCCAAAUCGGACACACUGACCCUGGAGGAGAAGAACGAGUUCAAACAGAGGGUGAGGAAGGAAUUAGAGAUGUGUGGCGUGGAGUUUUACCCUCAGAAGGAGUUUGACGAUGACAUGGAGGACAAGAGCGACAAUGACAAGAUCAGGGAGGCCAUGCCUUUUGCAGUGGUGGGCAGUGAUAAAGAGUACCAGGUCAACGGCAAACGGGUUCUGGGGAGAAAGACCGCUUGGGGGGUGGUUGAAGUUGAAAACCCAAAUCACUGCGAAUUCGCACAACUACGAGAUUUUCUGAUCAGGUCUCACCUGCAGGACCUUAAGGAGGUCACGCACAACAUCCACUAUGAAACGUACCGCGCCAAGAGGCUCAACGACAACGGAGGCCUGCACCCCAUCCCUACCUCGGCCCCCAACGGCACGCAAGAGAGCAACCUGUGAGCACGCAGGGGAGAAAGCACAGCUACGCCAGGGAGUGACAGAGGUGGCGAUUCCAGUUCAUGUCCUCAUAGCAUCACUGCAUGCACGUGUCAUGGCAGUAAAAAUGUGUUACUCUGUGUUUCUGAGAAUACUCUCUGUGUGUCCCUUCAACUCUCUCUCCACCCUUUUGCCAAUUAAACCUUCUAGCCACGCCUGGGAGGAUCUGUUGAUUCAUGAGUGCGAGAGUGAUAGAGGUCACCUAAGUUUGAAUCAAUCAUUUAUGUUAAUGUUUGAAAUUUAUUUCAGUGCCACUGCAUGGGUGAAUGAGUUAAUUGCAGUUUUGCAGAUUUGUUGUUGCCUCCACCUUUUUUCAUGUGUGUCACUCUGAACUCGUUCUGCUGUCCUUAAUCCUGUAUUAUGUAGCAUUUCAUUCCUCUUUUCUCAGUCACUGCUUUAAUGUACCUUCUAUCACUUUUAUUGUACUCCUUCAUUGGAAGACACCAUUACAAGUUUACAACUGUCUCCAUGACUUAUGAUUAUUCCAUGAAGAUUAGUAACUAUAGUUACCAUAGAAAAUGGUGGUGUUGGAAGUUCUUGUUGCAUUGCAAUACAUACUGCUCACAGUACAACCAAUGUUGAGUACUGGUACUGCCCCUUUUCUGUUGUAGAGCUGGAACCUGGCUUACAUGAGCACAAGCCAAAACUUAGCAAGAUACAUAUUUCCACGGCAUUAUCAACAAAGAUCUGCCAUGUUGCAUGACAUCACACAUUUUUGGAAAGUUAAGCAGUUUUUCCAAAUGUUUUCAGUGCGCUGUUUUGCACUAAAAUUCAAGUCAGCUGUCAGUUUCCUGAUCUGGUGGUGACACUUUCCAUUGUAAAGCAUUUAUUCUAAGGGCUGAUGAAUUGCAGCUGCCUUCCCACAUGAACAAGACUGCUUGAAUUUAAUCUUCAAUCCAAAGUUAAGGCUGCCAACAAAACUACAAACAUUUCAUCACCUUCUCAGUUUUUGCCCUUCAUUCAUUUGUCUAUUCUGGCUUCCAGAACCAGUAAAGAGUAGAGAGUUAAACAGUUUGUUUAAUGGUCAACAUUUAACCAGUUGUGUCACAUAAGGGUAAUUCAUUUGGUACAAUCACACUGUAUGUAUACGCAUGUGGGUUUGCCAACUUUUGUCUACUUUAUCUUGUCAUUUAAUGUGCGUUAUCUAUUGUAAACAUGAUCAUUGUUUUUCAAUGGGAAAGACAAGAUGUAUUUUAAUGAGACAAGAUGGUUGUAUGGGAUAUAUUGUAUGUAUGGUGGCUAGUACACGCUUUCAUAUCUAUACAUACAUUCAUUUCUUAAGACUAAUAUUACAUUCAUGCAAUACAGCAGUAUGCUCUUAUUUAUAGAUACAAUCAGUCAUAAUUUAUAAAUGUGAACUCUCUUUAUCAGAUAAACCACUGUUGAGUCUUUAAAAUUAAUGUCAGUGAUUGCAUUACCUCUCCCUGUGACAAAAACAGACUGUCCAUAUCUCUGUUGGUCAAUACACCAAUUAAUAUAAUUUGUAUUUAUUUAUUUAUUUAUUUUUUGUUACAACUGUAAAUACUUGUCUGUAAUUUUUAUUGAAACUUGUAACAAUAUCAUUGUGAGUGUUAUUGUAGCAUUAUUAGGCGAUUUUAUUCCUUAUUGUAAUCUGUAAUUGAUUUCAUCAGUAUGUUUUUUAUCACUUUUUGACCCCCGACCCUCUGUUCUCUUGCAUCAUUUUCUCUGUCCCCUCCUUGUGCCCACAUCUUCCUUCUGUGUUGUUUUUGCCAAAUCAUAUGUAUUCGACGACAAAUACAAAUAACACAAGAAACAUGUUUUAUGUCACAGUUAACAUUGUUUGUAAGAAUGGAUUUUUUGUAAAAAAAAAAAAAGGAGAAUAAACCGUGCACCUCUUUA